AUGGCGGGAAUCCCGGUGUCCGGCUCCGCGGGGCUCCGUCUCAGCCUCAUCCACACUCCUAUCCGCCGGGGGGCGACACCGGGGCCCCGGACAUCAAACAGCAGCGACCCGACCCCCCCAACCGGGGAGGGAAUAGGUGGGGACAGCGGAGGCCUCGAAGACUCCUGUUUCGCAGACAAGAGCUCCUUUGCUGAAAAUAUUAGCGCCUUUAACUUCACCUCCGUGACCAGCAGCUCCUCGGCGAGGGGCCCCGACAGCGGCCGUGCGGACAAAGCGGCCCCAGGCUUCCUCGCCAAGCCCAAAAUACCUACCCCUGUGACUGGGUACUCAGUGACUUCAUCGUCCGCGGUAUCGGCCCAGUCUGCCUCUUCGAUUAUUGUAGCUGUAGUGGAAGGACGCGGUCUGGCCCGGGGGGAGAUAGGAAUGGCCAGCCUCGACCUAAAGAACCCUGAAGUUGUGUUAUCCCAGUUUGCAGACAACACAAUUUACGUGAAGGUGAUAACCAGACUGCAGAUUCUGUCUCCGCUGGAAAUUCUGAUGUCAAAUACAGCGUGUGAGAGCGGCAGCUCAACGAAGCUAUUCCGCCUGAUAACGGAGAGCUUUAAGGACGUUUCCUUCACUUCGGUGCAGAGGAAAUAUUUCAAUGAAACCAAAGGCUUGGAAUAUAUUGAGCAGUUAUGCGCCCCAGAAUUCGGCACGGUCCUGAUGGAAGUGCAGUCUAAGUACUAUUGCCUCGCCGCCGUCGCUGCGUUGUUCAAAUACGUGGAAUUUAUUCAGAACGCCGUCUACGCUCCGAAAUCUCUCAAGAUCCGCUUUCAGGGAAGCGAACAAACGGCUCUGAUUGAUUCGACGUCUGCACAAAACCUCGAGCUUUUAGUCAACACCAGAGACUCCAGGAAUGGCCACACGCUCUUUGCUGUCCUAAAUCACACAAGAACCCCAGGCGGGAGCCGCAGACUGCGCUCCAAUAUCCUCGAGCCCCUCACAGAUCUGGAGACCCUCAGCACGCGGCUGGACUGUGUGCAGGAGCUCCUGGAGGACGAGGAGAUGUAUUUCGGGCUCCAGUCAGUUCUUUCCAGGUUUUUGGACACGGAACAUCUCCUUUCCAAUAUAGUUCAGAUUCCGAAGCAGGACACGGAUAAAGCUGCAGACGCCAAAAUAAGCUAUUUGAUUUCACUGAAGCAUACGCUGGAGCUUAUCGACCCUCUGAAGGCUGCACUAAAGAACUGUAAAACGCAUCUUCUUAAAGCGUACUCGGCAUCAUUGGAAGAUAAGAGGUUUGAUAUCAUUCUUGAAAAAAUUAGGAGUGUCGUUAACGAUGACACGAGAUACACUAAAGGCUGCCUGAACAUGAGGACCCAGAAAUGCUACGCCGUCCGGCCAAAUAUCAAUGAAUUCCUGGACAUUGCACGGCGGACGUACGCAGAAAUCGUAGAUGAUAUUGCUGGAAUGAUCUCGCAGCUCUCCGACAAACACAAUCUACCCCUGAAGACCAGCUUCAGCACCGCCAGGGGCUUUUUCAUCCAGAUGACCACCGAUGGAAGCGUGAAAUCCACGGCUACGCUUCCUCCUGAAUUUGUCAAGGUGACUCGCGCUAAAAAUACCUACAGUUUCACAUCUGUGGAUUUAAUUAAAAUGAACGAGAGAUGCCAGGAAUCCCUCCGAGAAAUCUAUCACAUGUCAUAUCUAAUAAUCUGUAAACUCCUCAGUGAGAUUUACGAACACAUCCACUGCCUCUAUAAACUAUCCGACACGGUCUCCAUGCUGGACAUGCUGCUGUCCUUUGCUCACGCCUGCACGCUCUCAGACUACGUUCGCCCGGAAUUCACAGAUACUUUAGCGAUAAAACAGGGAUGGCAUCCGAUCCUGGAGAAGAUUUCCCUGGGAAAACCCAUCUGUAAUAACACGUACAUGACAGAGGGAAGCAACUUCGCAAUCAUCACCGGACCCAACAUGAGCGGGAAGUCGACUUAUCUGAAGCAGAUCGCCCUGUGUCAGAUCAUGGCCCAAAUCGGGUCGUUCGUCCCGGCUGAAUACGCCUCCUUCAGGAUCGCUGAGCAGAUAUUCACCAGAAUCGGGAUGGAUGACGACAUUGAAACAAAUUCAUCAACAUUUAUGAAAGAGAUGAAAGAGGUGGCGUACAUCAUACAGAACGCCAACGCCAGGUCUCUCAUUAUAAUCGACGAGCUGGGCCGAGGCACCAGCGCAGAGGAAGGGAUCGGCCUUUGUUACGCCGUCUGUGAACACCUCCUGGGCACGAAGGCGUUCACGCUGCUCGCCACGCACUUUCUGGAGCUCUGUCACCUCGGCACGAUGUAUCCAAACGUGGAAAAUUAUCACUUCGAGGUGCAGCACGUGAAAUCCAAAUCCGGCAGCGAGGAGUCCAUCUCGUACACCUACGUGCUGUCCAGGGGCCACACGACGGAGAAGAACUACGGUCUGAAAGCGGCCGAACUCUCCUCGUUACCAGCGGCGCUCCUGCAGGAUGCCAAUCGCAUCGCCAACCAAGUCGCGGAUCGGAUCUUACAGAAACAGACGAGCUCCGCGCGCAGCGCCAAGCAGACGGCGGCUUAUCAUUUGGCCGCGAGGCUCGUGCAGACGGCUCGUAACUCGCGCCUCGACCCGGCCAGCCUGCGGACUUUCCUGAGACAUCUGAGGAGGAAUUACGAGUCCGAGUGCCUCGCAGCCGACCAGCUACCAGCCGAGUAGCAGCCGUGUUUACCGAGCCCUGCAGCCAGGUAUUGGUGGUAGGGAACCCGACGCUCUAUCUGAAUAAGCCGAUAUCGAACCUGCUAUACAUUACGUUACGUUAUAUAUCGCCAGCCGCUUCC
This is a messenger RNA of Spea bombifrons (plains spadefoot toad), 2831 nucleotides long. It is a transcript of the gene MSH4, whose product is annotated as mutS homolog 4. Gene Ontology annotation, biological process: reciprocal meiotic recombination; mismatch repair. Lineage: Eukaryota; Metazoa; Chordata; Amphibia; Anura; Pelobatidae. Bases 1 to 2709 code for a protein of 902 amino acids. Gene Ontology annotation, molecular function: ATP-dependent DNA damage sensor activity; ATP binding; mismatched DNA binding. The transcript is spliced from 20 exons. Gene Ontology annotation, cellular component: nucleus. The record is from RefSeq and is a predicted model, not a curated record.